AUGUUGCGUAUAACACCCAUAGAAGAAAAGCUAUUUACAGAGUUAUUAGAGUACAAUGAUAAAAUAGGUCUAGAUAUGACAUUCAGAGUGGCAGGUGGCUGGGUUAGAGACAGGUUAAUGGGUAUCCCGUGUGAUGAUAUAGACAUAGCCAUAGACAGAAGCAGUGGUGCCGUAUUUACAGCAGGGUUUAUUACGCACUUACACGGGAAGUCUGAAGAAGUACGUGGGUACCACGUGAUUGAGUGCAACCAUGAAAAGUCAAAGCAUUUAGAGACAGCCAGUCUACGGUACAUGGACUUAUCCAUAGAUUUUGUGGCUUUAAGAACCGAGGAGUACACAGACACAAGAAUUCCCACAGUCCGCACGGGCACACCUCAAGAAGAUGCUAAUAGAAGAGACAUCACAAUAAAUGCACUUUUCUAUAACAUAAACACAAGAACCAUUGAAGAUUAUACAGAAAGAGGUCUACCAGAUAUAAAAAACAAAAAGAUCAGAACUCCCCUGGAUCCGAUGGAGACUUUUUUAGACGAUCCCCUCCGGAUACUUCGAGUCCUAAGAUUCGCAUCCAGACUGUCCUUUGAAAUAGUACCUGAAAUACUUAGUGUACUAAAUAAACCAUCACUCCAUGAUAAGUUAAACAGAGUUGUAUCCAAGGAACGAGUAGGGUGUGAAAUAAAGAAGACCCUCUCACACACAGGGUACAUUACAGCCAUAAAAACAAUGGCACAGUACAGGAUCGUACACGCCUUAUUCCCAGAUGUAAAUUUAUCAUUUGAAGAUGUCUGUGCAUUCACGGACACUCUGAGUGUAUUACAGGGUAUCACAGACCAUCCAUGCACAGCCAUUCCAUCAGAAGAGGUUUACAUAUUAAGAAUAUUUAUACUCCUUCAAAAUAAUUUACACAUAAAAAAGGGGAAGGGCACAUUAACAGAAUACGUUAUAAAAGAAUUAUUAAAGUGGACUAAAAUUGAAAGGGAGAAGAUCGUACAGAUAGAAAGGAGUCUAUUAAAAAUAGAUGGACUCAUGGGGAUAACUUGUCCAGAGAAUGACUGGCUAGUUAGGGUAUCAAGAGAAUUAGGACCACACAUAGAGCACUCAUUCACAUUAUACGAUAUCAUACAGAAAUUAAAAAAACAAGAAAAAAUUAACGUACUUUCCGUAUAUAGUAAGAUACUUUCUAACGGUUAUAAAAAUAUAUAUUUAGAAAAGGGACCAGUUGAGUGUUCAGUUAUAUUAGAAGCACUAAACAUAAAAAAGCAAGAUGUAUCCAAGUACAUGGAGAGAUCCACACAAUUAUCAAUUAUACAUCAGACCAAGGACACGGAAUAUAUACUUACUCUACUAAAGAAGGAAUUCUCCAUACCACAGGAUACAUAAAUAAAAUA
Molecule: messenger RNA, 1385 nt
Organism: Nematocida parisii ERTm1
Lineage: Eukaryota; Fungi; Microsporidia
Product: tRNA-nucleotidyltransferase
Exons: 1
Coding region: 1-1377 (458 amino acids)
Biological process (GO): tRNA 3'-terminal CCA addition
Molecular function (GO): RNA binding; ATP:3'-cytidine-cytidine-tRNA adenylyltransferase activity
Source: RefSeq, a predicted model, not a curated record